AUGGUAAAAAUAGCAAACCCUAGAAACAAACUCAGAGCAGCGACGACAAUGGCGGAAAGUAAAAGCGAUCCCACACUCGAGUUCGGAUCUCCCUAUUAUAUCGAUCCAGAUUUUCACUCCACCUACAGUUUUCAAAUGGAGAAACUCAGCCAAGCCGAAGACAACUACGUCUUCUGGAAAAUUCGUUUUCAGGCUCUCCUUAGGCUCGCGGACAAAAUCGGGUUCGUCGACGGUACCAUCGAGAAACCGGAUCCUUCCUCGCCUCUCUAUCAACCAUGGGAACGAUGCGACUCGAUGGUUACGUUAUUGCUGUUGAACUCGAUGACCGAGAAGCUUCAAAAGCGUGUGAUGUUCGCCGGAACGGCGCAGAAGGUUUGGGAAAAACUCAGACAGAUUUUCGUCCCUAACCUCGAUUUGAAGAUCUACGAGCUUCGUCAGAGAAUCGCGAUGCUGAGGCAAGAAGGCGACUCGGUGGCGAGAUAUUUCGGGAAGCUGAGGAGAGCUUGGGCGGAGCUGUCGGAGUAUGAUCCCGCGCCGGAGUGUGCCUGCGGCGGUUGCCGGUGCGAGAUCUCGAAACGAGCCAAGGAGGCGAGAGAGAAGGAGCAGUGUUACGCGUUUAUGAUGGGUUUGAACAAUGGCCUAAGGUUCGUGAAAACGGAACUCAGGCUUAUGAAACCUCCUCCGUCUCUUGACAAAGCGUACGCCAUGGUUGCCCAAGCGGAAUCGGUGAUGAAGAAUGAGGAGGAGGAGAGAAGAAAUUUAAUCGAAGCAGACAGAAUGUCGCCAACGGUCGAGCGACUAAGUGAGAGCUCUCAAGCCCUCAAGCUCUGCAGCUACUUCUUUCAUCUUUGGCCUUUCUUCUCCCGUCAGUCUUAUGCACUCAACGGCAAUUCUUGCAGCUUCCUGGAUCUCCCUCUGAUUAUCCCCGUUCCACAGUUGGCCGUCAAUCACCUCAUGCAACCUUUGCUCUUUCAUAGCAGAAGCAAAGUAACUCACCAGAUGUUUUGA
Messenger RNA from Thlaspi arvense, 1008 nucleotides. NCBI's taxonomy places the organism in Eukaryota, Viridiplantae, Streptophyta, Magnoliopsida, Brassicales, Brassicaceae. The record is from the annotation of a GenBank genome assembly.